This is a messenger RNA of Closterium sp. NIES-67, 4201 nucleotides long. The record is from the annotation of a GenBank genome assembly. NCBI's taxonomy places the organism in Eukaryota, Viridiplantae, Streptophyta, Zygnematophyceae, Desmidiales, Closteriaceae.
CUACUCCACCACAACACUAGAGAACAGGAAGCUGAAAUUCCUGCUGUUCUCCUCAGCAGCAGAUCCUCAUCACCGUGCUACGGUUUCUGUGCUGCGGAGUCCCUUCAGUCCAAUUGCGACGUUCUCAGUGACCCCGAAACCUCCUGAAGUAUUCCCGUCCUUCUCGCAACAGCAUUUAGGACACCGGGGUCUCUUCUCCAAACGGCGAGGUCGUUGGUUCUAACAUCCUCUCGGUUCAAGUUCGCUCCCGCCUGACCAUGGCGACGGAUUUAACGCUGAGCCGGGGGGUUGCUGUUUUGCAAGCAGCGCGACGGGAAAAUACGCAUUUCCUCUCAUUCAUCUCCGCGUCGCCUGUAGCUGGAAUGCUGAACAAGCCUGCCGCAUCUCGCGCUAUCGCGCUCGCCAACGCCCCACGCGUCCGAAUCAUCGCGAGAGCCAGUCCGGGCCUUGGCUCCGACAACGACUCUGACGGCCUCUCCGGCGGAUGCGGCGCCGGGAGCAGCAGCACCGGGAGCAGCGCUGGGCGUGCGUCUAGCCCCCAGCGCUCCUCCAGCUUUGCCGGCGGAAGCGGAAGCAAGAGCGGAAGCGUAAGCGGGAGCGGGAGCGGAAGUGCCCAGGGCGGAAAGGUUCUUCCGCCCGCCGCUCACGGUAGCGUGACCGGAGCGACCGUCGCGCUGGAGAAAGGCGCGGAGACGGAGGACGAGACGACGCGGAGGGCAGGGGUCGGCAAAGGGGAUGGGGAGAGACGGCGGCAGCAGCAGCAGCAGCAGCAGAGGAGGCGGGCAGCGGCGGCGGAAGGGGUGGAGGAGGAUGUGAAAGUGGAGGCGGACGGUGACGUGGAGAAGUAUGUCGCGACGUACAACCGAUGGGUCCGACUGGGCGGCAGGCUGGACAAGUGCGUCAAUCUUCUAGAGCAGAUGCAUCAGCAUGCCCUCUUUGACCCCAACCAGAUCUACCACAACCUCUUCUUCUCCAUGUGCAAGUCCGAGCGCGCCGUGGCGUCGGCGUUCCGCUUCGUGGCGCUGCUGGAGUCCGCGGGUGCGGCGCAGCUGUCCACGUACAACCAGCUGCUCUCCGUCUGCUCGCAUUGCGCCGAUGUCACAUCGGCGCAGCGGGUGCUGCGCAUGGUGCAGGCGUCGCGGUGGCGCGCGGACACGGCGCUGUACACAGCGCUCAUUGCCGCCUGCUGCAAGGCCGCCAAGCUCGACCUCGCCUUCAAGGUGUACCAUGACAUGGAGGCGGCAGGGGUGCAGCCCAACGUGCGCACGUUUGGCACGCUGGUGGACGGGUGCGCCAAGCAGGGCCAUGUGGCCAAGGCCUUUGGCGCGUACGGCAUCCUGCUCUCCAAGGGUCUGAAGCCCGACCGGGCGAUCUUCAACGCGCUGAUCACGGCGUGUGGACGCGCGGGCAGCUGGGAGCGUGCGUUUGACGUGCUGGUGGACAUGCGCGCCGAGGGGCUCACCCCCGACCACGUCACCAUGGGCGCUGUCAUCGCCGCCUGCGCCAACUGCGGCCAGGUGGAGCGGGCAUUGGAGGUGUAUGAGGAGAUGCGGGCAGGCGGGGUACGCCCCUCUCUGGAGGUUUACACGGCCGCCGUGCAUGCAUGCAGCCAGACAGGCGACCUGCCACGUGCCCUGGCCGUGUACCAGCACCUCAAGCAGCAGGGGGUCAAGCCGGAUGAGAUCCUCUUCAGUGCGCUGAUCAACGUGGCAGCGCAUGCCAACAAGCCUGACGCGGCCGUGGCACUGCUGCAGGAGAUGCGUAGGGCGCGCGUGCAGCCAGGCACUGUCACCUACGCAGCCCUUAUGGGCAUGUACAACAGGCUGGGUCUGAUGGACGAGGCGUCGCAGCUGUAUGCGGAGGUGAAGGCCAAGCAGCAGCAGUCAGCCAUGCUGCGGCCCUCCGUGUCCAUGUUCAAUGCGCUCAUCACCUCGCUCUGCCAGCAGGGGUGUGUGGAGGAGGCGCUGGCAGCCCGGCAGGACAUGCGGGGCAUGGACCUCAAGCCGGACAAGACAACCUACGCCCUCCUCAUCGCCGCCUGCAAGGAACGCAGCAUGGUGGAGCGGGCGUUUUCCCUCUACCACGAGGCUCAGGUGGACGGGGUGCGCAUCGGCCAUGCCAUCUGCGACAGCAUGAUCGAGAUAUGCCUGGAGCAGCACAGGGCGGGUGCGCCCAAGCCGUCCUUCUCUUUUGUCAUCGGCCAUCUCCCUAUGGCCUUUGACCUCAGGCACCCUGACAACGACUGGGCGGAGUGUGGCCUGGCCGUGUACCGCCAGAGCGUGGCCUGCGGCGUCAUCCCCACUCUCAACCUCCUCUCGAAACUCCUCUGCCUCCUGCGCGCCCCAGACUCCUCCUCCUCCUCCGUCUCCCCCUUGGCGUCCCCGUCGCCCGCUAGCCCACAUAUGCCCGUCUCCAUGCAUGCAGCAGGAGAGGAAGAAAGUGGUCAGUCUGCUGCGCCCUUUCCCCCAUCAUCAUCAUCAGCAGCAGCAGCAGCAGCAGCAGAAGCAGCAGCAGAAGCAGCAGCAGCACCGCCGCCUCCUGCCUUUGCGUCGCGCCUGCCUCCUUCGCUCCCCUCGUCUGGUUUCGCAUUGAGUCCAGCUUCUACUAGCAGCAGCAGCGGCAGCAGUGCCUUCACUGUGCCAGAAACUGCAGCCAACAACCUAGAAUCGGCUUCAGCAGCAGCAUCAGGAGCAGCGUCUGCAGUGUCUGCCCUCUCUUCUUCUCGCAGCAGCAGCAGUGCAGGCAGUGCGACGUCGCCCCUGGCAGAUGUGUUUGACCUCUAUGAGCCUCUUGCCUACUCACUCUAUGAGGAGGCAGAGGUGCUAGGAGCGGUGCCUGUGCUCUCCUCAACCGCUGGACCCAUCUCCCUGCGAUUCACGGGAUACCCGCCAAACCUUGCAGAGGUGUGUGUGUUGGUGCUGCUGCGAGGACUGCUUAAGAAGUACCGAGCAACCCCGGGCAUGAAGAUCUUCCCCAUUGCGCUGCACCUGCCAGUGGAGUCAGUGGAAGUCAAACCCCUAAAGCGCAGGGCCGCACACGCACUGCAGAUUGCGUCCAGGACGUCCCAAUCAGUGGCAGCAUUGCUGCGUCGCCUCGGCCUGCCCUACUUUGGCUACGAGUCCUCCGGUGUCCUGCGCGUCACUGCCAGCGCUAUCACCCGCUGGCUGCGCCUGCGCCCACACACCCCCACCUCACCCCCUCUCGCACACAUCCUCACCGGCAUCUCUUCCCCAGCCGCUGCCCCCGGCUCGCCCACUUCCGCCUCCUCCCCUUCCACCUCCCCAGCUUCCCCCUUUGGGUCUAUCCCUGUCGUGAACCCCCUGGGUCAUCCUGUGGGCUCCGCACGUGUUGGUCUGGGAUCGGGUAUUCUCCAGCAGCAGCGGGCGAUUCGCAUGCGCGGUGCUGCUGCCGCUGCUGUCAACCAAAUGCAGCAGCAGCAGGCGCAGCAGCAGGCGCGGCACCGGCAGGCGCAGCAGCAGCAGCAGUGGGGGGAGGAGUCUAGUGAGGAUGAGGAGGGGGAGGGACGGGGAAGAAUGGGGAGGUAUGGAGCAGCAGCAGGGGCGCAACGGAUGACUGUGGGGGGGGCUGCUGUGAGGAAGUCUCUGCAGCGGUGGUCUCCUGAUGCGCAGUUGUCUGGAAAGAAGUGGGAGAGGGCGUUUGCAGGGUGGGAAUCGGACACAGAUGAGGACGACGAGUUAAUUUUCCAGCAGGGGUUCAAGCACUAGUGUGAGCUGCUGAAAGCAGAGGUGAUUUGAUUGAGACGAGGUCGAGUUGGAGGAGAGGCCUUGCUGAAUUUAAAUGCUGCUGAGAUUUGCUGGUGCUGGUAGUAGCUUGAAAGAGCUGGUGCAAGCAAUCCAAGCUCGUACUGCUGGGCAUCAGCCAUGGAGCGCGGGUGUGUGGCCUGGUUGUGUAUGUGCAGUGCAGUGCAGUGCCAUCUGCUGUUUGGGGUGGUGAUGAUGAUGCCAUGGGCCAUGGCAAGUCCUUAUGAAUUAUAAUGGCAGGCAUGCGCCUUCAUGCCAGGGGACAUGGUCUUCCCCACAGCCAUUGGUGAUACCGGCUGGGUUUUCCGUUCUCCAUACUGGCAAUUGCGUUUCAGUCUGGCAUGGAUUUGUUUUAGAAUUUUGUAUCACCUGGCAUGCUGCGCCAUGAUUCACUAGAUAGCUUAUUUAUUGUUGAGCUCCCAUAAACGUGAUAUUUCGCA